This is a messenger RNA of Porites lobata, 1713 nucleotides long. The record is from the annotation of a GenBank genome assembly. NCBI's taxonomy places the organism in Eukaryota, Metazoa, Cnidaria, Anthozoa, Scleractinia, Poritidae.
AUGCUUAACGUCACCAAAACAUACAAGAAAUCUAACAGCAAAGUUGUAGAUAAGUUGAAUGCCCAAUCUGCAAGAAUAGCUGAGCACCUCAAAUUAGAAAAUCGUAUUGAAAAGCUAGCCGAAAAAGAAGCAUUUAUCACCUUAAAAGACCACAAGCCUGCAUUUCACGACCACCCGACCUGUCGCUUAAUCAACCCAUCCAAAUCCGAAAUCGGCGUGAUAAGCAAACACAUCCUCGAUGAAAUCAACACCUCCGUCAUCAGUAAAACAAAAAUCAAUCAAUGGAAAAACACAACCAGCGUUCUGAAAUGGUUCAACAGCUUACAGCACAAAGAAUCGCUGUCCUUCAUCUGCUUCGACGUGUGUGAUUUUUACCCGUCGAUAACAGAGAAGCUGCUCUGCAAAGCGCUGGAUUUCGCUAACAGCUACCGCCCCAUCAGCCAACAUGAGCGUGACAUUAUCAUACACGCUAAAAGAUCACUGUUGUUCAGCAAACAUGUCCCCUGGGAGAAGAAAAACUCCAACGACAGAUUUGAUGUCACCAUGGGGUCGUUCGAUGGGGCCGAAACAUGCGAACUAGUUGGUUGCUACACCCUGUCACGCCUUACAGAAAAGUUCGGAAGGAACAUCGGUCUCUAUCGUGACGACGGGCUGUCGGCAUUCAACAAAACACCACGUGAGAUCGAAAGAGUUAAGAAAGAUAUCUGCCAGAUCUUCCGCGACAAUGAUCUUAAAAUCACCGUGGAAGCCAACCUCACCAAAGUAAAUUUUUUAGAUGUCACACUCGACCUAAAAAGCGAAAAGCACUCCCCAUACAUGAAAGAAGGAAAUACACCCAUCUACGUACACAAGCAAUCGAAUCACCCACCUUCCAUCAUAAAGAACAUUCCCGAAUCCAUCAAUAAGCGCCUAAGUGAAAUCUCAUCUGACAAGGAAUGCUUUGACAAAGCCAAAGAUGCGUACCAAGAUGCUCUUAAUAAAUGUGGCCACAAUUAUAAUCUUUCAUACAAAGUGCCAAUCCCUAAAACAUCACGACAAAACCAACGGCAUAGAAACAUUACUUGGUUCAACCCACCUUACAGCCAAAAUGUUGAAACGAAAAUCGGAAAAUGCUUCCUCAAAUUAGUUGAUCUGCAUUUCCCCAAAUCAAACCCACUGCAUAAGAUAUUUAACCGGAACAGCCUUAAGUUGAGCUACAGCUGCAUGAGCAACGUGAAAACUAUUAUCUCCAGCCACAACAAAGCCCAGAUCAGCAAACCAGUACCCCAAUCAGAAGAAGUCGCUGGCUGCAAUUGCCGUAAAAAAGAUUCUUGCCCGCUUGAGGGAAAUUGCAAAAUCCAGAACAUUGUAUACCAAGCAGAGGUCACGACUCCACAGUCAAAAGAAACGUACGUCGGCCUAUGUGACACGACGUUUAAGGAACGAUUCAAUAACCAUAAAUGCUCUUUCAGGAACGAAAGAUACAAGAAUAGCACAGAGCUUAGCAAAUACGUAUGGAACCUAAAACAACGCAAAAUUGAUUACCAAAUUAAGUGGAGAAAAGUAAAGCAAGCUAGGUCUUACUCUAAUGUCAACAAGAAAUGUAAUCUCUGCCUGUGGGAGAAAUACUUUAUUAUUUGCAAACCGGAAAUGUCGACACUCAAUCGUAGAAAUGAGCUGUCAUCGAUCUGUAGACAUUCUAAGAAAUUUCUUUUAAAUACCGCGAUAACCUAA